CAUUGUGACUCGACUUGCCAGCAUGACCAUUGGCGCCGCGGCCACAAGCAGAUGUGUAAGAAGAUACACCGCGGCGGCAACGCAGAACAGUAUAAUGCAGACAAAAAAUACAAGGAGGCCGUCGCGGAGGCCGUCGAGGAAUGCGCGGACGACACGAAGGGCCAGACGUGCUACAUCUGCACGCAAGCCCUCCACUGGAAGACGAAGGAGGGCCUCGUGCGUGGGUGCGCGUGCCGCGGGACGGCGGGUUUCGCUCAUGUUUCUUGCUUGGCGGAGCAGGCGAAGAUUUUGAUCGCGGAGGCCGAGGAGAACAAUUUGGACUACAAGGCGUUUAAUCUGAGGUGGCCACGGUGGUGGAAGUGUAGCCUGUGCGAGCAAGAGUACCACGGCGUCGUGCGGUGUGCGCUCGCGUGGGCGUGCUGGAAAAUGUACGUGGGCCGGCCGGAGGUGGACGAGACUCGGCAAUUGGCGAUCAGCGUGCUUGGGAACGGUUUAUUCGCUGCAAAACACGACGAGGACGCGUUGAUCGUGCAAGAGGCCGAGUUGUCUAUGCGGCGGCGCCUUAACGCACCAGAAGGAAACAUUCUCAUCGUGCAGACAUGUCUUGCGAACUCGCAUUUGAGGCUUGGACGAAACGAACAGGCCUCAAACAUGCUUCGAGAUAUAUACUCUGGACGUGUGAGGCUCAAUGGCGAGGAAUCCAGAGACACGAUCAUAGCAGCCCUCAACUACACAUCGUCCCUUGGUGUCCUGCGGCGCGUAGAAGAAGCCAAGUCGCUGUUGCGUAAAACGGUCCCCGUGGCGCAACGCGUUUGCGGCGAGAAUGAUGAGAUCACGCUCAGGGUGAAGUUGACUUACGCGAUGGCGCUCUACCGGGACACGGGCGCCUCGCUUGAUGAUCUCCGCGAGAGCGUGACGAGGCUCGAGGAUUUGGAACGAGUCACGCGGCGCGUGCUCGGCGGCGCGCACCCGAUCACAACUGGGGUUGAGUUGCGCCUGCAAGAGUCCCGGGCGGCGCUCCGCCGCAAAACGCCGUCGCCGGGGAGCGCCUAA
Pelagomonas calceolata is the source of this 1053-nucleotide messenger RNA. NCBI's taxonomy places the organism in Eukaryota, Pelagophyceae, Pelagomonadales, Pelagomonadaceae. The record is from the annotation of a GenBank genome assembly.